This is a messenger RNA of Rana temporaria (common frog), 1440 nucleotides long. RefSeq names its product ribonuclease P/MRP subunit p38 (gene RPP38). Gene Ontology annotation, biological process: tRNA 5'-leader removal. Gene Ontology annotation, molecular function: ribonuclease P RNA binding; ribonuclease P activity. The transcript is spliced from 2 exons. Gene Ontology annotation, cellular component: nucleolar ribonuclease P complex; fibrillar center; ribonuclease MRP complex. Bases 357 to 1190 code for a protein of 277 amino acids. The record is from RefSeq and is a predicted model, not a curated record. NCBI's taxonomy places the organism in Eukaryota, Metazoa, Chordata, Amphibia, Anura, Ranidae.
UGUGUCCAGGUGUUACCUGACUGAGGCUCUAAGCCUGAUAUUACCGCCUGCUGCCUGGAUCUUUUUGGCUAUUCGUUGACCAUGUUGGUGCCUGAACUGACCCUGGCUUGUUUAUUGACCUUGUUCCUUCCUGCUACCUGGACCAAUCCAUUGGCUGUGCAGACCAUGCCUCUGCCGGGAUGAAUCCUUUUUUGGCUGCUGCUGACCAUGUCUCUACCUGGCACCAGUACUGACCUAUCUGCAUGUCCCACUGGCUACAUUUCUGAGAGACACCAGUCCCACCUAUCCUAUGUGGAGAACUACAAGACUAGAACAGUGUCUUUGCUAAUUUUGUUUGAACAUCUGAUGGUAUCGUCAUGGCUGCUAAAGUCGCCAAGGGUUCCAUACGCAAAUCCAAACCAAUUGUGGUCAAGACAUCUCUGAACAACCCGUAUGAGAAGAUGUGGACACCUGUUGUUGGGGAGGACAUGCAGUUCAUAUUAAAGACCUUAACAGAAAAGUUCACCCAGGUUGGGCUGAAGAAAGUUGAAAUCCAUAAGAAAUUUAUUAAAAAGAAUAAAGGAUCAAAAAAAGAAAACCCUGAUGGAACAGACAAAAAUCCUGAUUUAGGAGGAGAGCGGUCUGACAGAGAGAAUGCUGAAGAGGAGCCUGUAAAGUCAGGAUGGACCUUAAGCGACGUCCGCAAACAUCUUGUAAUUGGCAUCAAUGAGGUAACCCGUGCUCUAGAGAAAAACGAACUGCACCUGGUGAUAGUCUGUAAAUCUGCUAAGCCGCAAAUGAUCACCCAACAUAUAACUGAACUGAGUGCCAGUCGCGGAGUCACAGCUUGCCAGCUACCGAGACUUAGUGAGAAUGUGGCGCCAGUGCUUGGCUUGAAGUCUGUACUGGCGUUGGGCUUCAAGAAAACCUCAGAUAUGUUUUUAGAGGAAGUGGAAGCUAUCGUCCCACGGGUGCCACCCCUUAAAGUAUCCUGGUUGACCAGAAAGCCACGGAGAACCAAAGAGAAUGCAGUGGAUGACAAAGGGACUGGGAACGAAAAUGAGAACAGUCCGACCUCCAGAAAGCGCAAAAGCCCAAAGGCUGAGGAGGAUGGAAGUGUUCAGUUACAGAGCCUGAAGGUUAAAAAGAUUGUUCCCAACCCAAAUAAAAAACGAAAAAUUAAAGUAAAAAAGAAUGCUAAUAAAAAGUGACCUUAGUCAGUCAGUGCUGUCCAUGUUACUUUUUUUUUUUUUUUUUUUUUUUUAAACUACAUUUCCUGGGCAGUAGCAGGCAAGAUAUUAAAGUGGAAUCUACCUGAUACUAUUCUGUAUGGAGCACAGAAAAGUGAACUUGUUUAUUCUAACCAAAGACAUGGCAGGCUGGCCAGUUAACUGCCACAUUUUUCUUUUCUAAGUUUUCACAAUUCACCCAAUAAAGCUAUAUUGCAGUCCAAAAACAAAA